GACUGUCUUCCUCAUUGGCGCCGCGCGGAGAGGCGGAAUGUUCAACUCCUGACUCGGGCGGAAGCGUGGGAGCCGCGCCGGCCGCUGUCCUCGCGACCCCCCGCCGCCGCCGCCGCCGCCCUCCUUGUGUGCGGGGCUUCGGCGCCCCCGGCUGCCGCUCGCGCCCGGCGCGGGAGCCAGAUUUCGUGGAAGUAUAAUACUUUGUCAUUAUGAGAUGUCGUCUCUCGGUGCCUCCUUUGUGCAAAUUAAAUUUGAUGACUUGCAGUUUUUUGAAAACUGCGGUGGAGGAAGUUUUGGGAGUGUUUAUCGAGCCAAAUGGAUAUCACAGGACAAGGAGGUGGCUGUAAAGAAGCUACUCAAAAUAGAGAAAGAGGCAGAAAUACUCAGUGUCCUCAGUCACAGAAACAUCAUCCAGUUUUAUGGAGUAAUUCUUGAGCCUCCCAACUAUGGUAUCGUCACAGAAUACGCUUCUCUGGGAUCACUCUAUGAUUACAUUAACAGUAACAGAAGUGAAGAGAUGGAUAUGGAUCACAUUAUGACCUGGGCCACUGAUGUAGCCAAAGGAAUGCACUAUUUACAUAUGGAGGCUCCUGUCAAGGUGAUUCACAGAGAUCUCAAGUCAAGAAAUGUUGUUAUAGCUGCUGAUGGAGUAUUGAAGAUCUGCGACUUUGGUGCCUCUCGGUUCCAUAACCAUACAACACACAUGUCCUUGGUUGGAACUUUCCCGUGGAUGGCUCCAGAAGUUAUCCAAAGUCUCCCUGUGUCUGAAACUUGCGACACAUAUUCCUAUGGUGUGGUUCUCUGGGAGAUGCUAACAAGGGAGGUCCCCUUUAAAGGUUUGGAAGGAUUACAAGUAGCUUGGCUUGUAGUGGAAAAAAACGAGAGAUUAACCAUUCCAAGCAGUUGCCCCAGAAGUUUUGCUGAACUGUUACAUCAGUGCUGGGAAGCUGAUGCCAAGAAACGGCCAUCAUUCAAGCAAAUCAUUUCAAUUCUGGAGUCUAUGUCAAAUGACACAAGCCUUCCUGACCAGUGUAACUCAUUCCUGCACAACAAGGCAGAGUGGAGGUGUGAGAUCGAGGCAACUCUGGAGAGGCUAAAGAAACUAGAGCGCGAUCUCAGCUUUAAAGAGCAGGAGCUAAAAGAACGAGAAAGACGUUUAAAGAUGUGGGAGCAAAAGCUGACAGAGCAGUCCAACACCCCGCUUCUCUUGCCUCUUGCUGCAAGAAUGUCUGAGGAGUCUUACUUUGAAUCUAAAACAGAGGAGUCAAACAGUGCAGAGAUGUCAUGUCAGAUCACAGCAGCAAGUAAUGGGGAGGGCCAUGGCAUGAACCCAAGUCUACAGGCCAUGAUGCUGAUGGGCUUUGGGGAUAUCUUCUCAAUGAACAAAGCAGGAGCUGUGAUGCAUUCUGGGAUGCAGAUAAACAUGCAAGCCAAGCAGAAUUCUUCCAAAACCACAUCUAAGAGAAGGGGGAAGAAAGUCAACAUGGCCCUGGGGUUCAGUGAUUUUGACUUGUCAGAAGGUGACGAUGAUGAUGAUGAUGACGGUGAGGAGGAGGAUAAUGACAUGGAGAGUAAUAGUGAAUGAAUGCAGAAAGCAAAGUAAUAAAAUUGAAAAUGUGUGCAAAAACAAAAGUAAUUUGUUAUUUCUGUCUGUACAAAAAGCCAGUAAGGAGGCAGAAACCAAGCACUACAGCUUUAGGCCAAUCACAUUUACAAGACAGUAAUUUCUUUGUCAAUUUUACUUUUGAUUUAUUUUGCUUACAGAAAAAUGGGGGGAAAAUUAAGCCAAAAAAGUGUAUUUACAAAUCAGCAAAUGUGGUGCCUGAUUAUAGAAAUUUGUGAUUCUAUAUACAAUAUUGUAUUUUUUAACUAAUGACAUUCUGGCUUUUUCUUUUUUAUAGUUUGUAUUGGACUUUGUUUCAUUUCCUUUAUUCAGUUGGUUAAGAAAACUUACAUUUUGAACAAGCACUCUUAAUUCCUAACUCUUUGACACUUGAUUCUUCUGUAACAUACAUUUCUUUUCCUUAUGGCAAUACAUUGUAAUGUCAGAAAUGAGUGAUACUGACUACAAAAUUCAACCACAAAAAUACCGAGAUGAAAGAAAAUUAUAACAAAAUGCUCUUUAGAAAUACCUAAAUGCUGAGAAUUUUUAAUACUAAAUAGCACAACUACUCAAAGUAAAACCUUGAGUUCUCAGCAGUGUAUUUGAAGGAGAAAUAUUCUAAUUUGAAACCAACAGCAGAUGUUGCAGGCUUUCAUACCAGUGCUGGCCCUGGAAGCUUCUUAGCAAUAACGCACAGUCAUUUAAGACUUAACCUGUACUUUAUACAAAGAGAAAGAUACGGUAUUAAAGGGACACUCGCGGGCAUGUGAGUGCUGGGUACAUGCCUGCCCUGUACUUCCAGUAAGGGGUUUGUUUUGGUUGGUUGGUUGUGUUCCAGAGGGGCAUAAUAAUCCUGGAUUCUAAAUAUAUGUGUAGAUAUUUUAAAGAGGAAAUUAAAUAUAAUUAAAGCAAUAGUAAAGAUAAGUUAUGCUCACAUAGGCAAAAGCACAGGCUGAAAGGUCAUUUCUAUAUCAAAUCUAGCCUUCCAGAGUUGCCUUUUUUGUUUAAACCAGGCUUAGUGAUGCUGGUGUUUUCAAGAAGUAUGCGAUAGAUACAGGUACUGCUCUGAAAACCUGGCUAGCCAGAGAUACUCUCAGAAUGUUGCCACAUGUUUGUCAAAGCUCGUUUGAGUUAUGUAACACACUUACAUAAAGAAAGGCUAAAGAACAAAGACUUUUUUUUCAGUCUAAAUUAGAAAGCGGUGUUAUUGAUUUGCCUAUUAAACUAAAAUACUUUUGGUGGUUCUUUUUAUGGAUGUGUUAAGAAGGACAUCAUCACAGAUAUUAUCUAAUACUAUUUCUAACUAUAUUUGAUCAUAAAAAGCCUCUUGGAAUUGGAAGCGUGACAUGCUUCUAAUCCCUAUUGCAAGCUGAAAAGUACCGCAAAAUGAUCAGUAUGUCGUGCCAGCUUUAUUUGGAGAGAAAUAAUUGAUGGGAUGUUCUGGAUGUGAGGUGUAAAUCAGUCUAUAUAGCAUAGUGAUCAAGAGGGAUCUGGAAUCUGAUCAUGAUUCAGAACCCCAGGCCUACGUGCUCUACAUCUUGGGCAAAUUAUUUAAUCUCUGUGUGUCUGUUUGCUCAUCUUUAACAUGGAAAUAAUGCCAGUACCUACUCGAAAGGAUUAUUGUGAGGAUUAAAAGAAAUAAUAAAUGUAAAGCACUUAACACAGCACCAAGUCCAUGGUAAGUGGCCAGUUAAUGUUAGCUCCUAUUAAUUGUGCCACUGAAAAGACACUGAAAAAUAAGUGGUUUCAGUAACUUUUGGGAGAACUAAGCUAUCGAUUUCAAAUGAUUUUUGCUUAGAAGUAUGAGAUGAAAUUAAAAGUGGAUAGCUUUCAGGAAAGAUAAAGAGAACAUUCUUAGAAUGCAAGCUAUACAAAUAGAUAUAUUCUGUUGCUCUUUGAAAACCAUUAGCCCUGGUCAGGUUACCUGCUCUGAGGUGUUUGCAGGCAGUGCCACCACCCACAGACUAAGUAAACACAGAAAGAGUAGGUAAACCUUUCCCUGGAAGUUGGGCUCCACAGAGACCUACUCUGCUACAGUUUCUCUGUGCACACAUGGUUACAGAUGCAUGCACAUGUGAAUAGGCAGCUUAUCCAUGCUCAGACAUAGAAAAGUACUCCAUGGCUCAAGUCAAGCCACUCCAGCAGAAAAUUGUGGAGUGGAACAGAAGGGACCGCUUGCAACUCUUGUCUUCCCAGUGUGCCCUGGGGCACUGUGGUCAAGCCUCUUAAAGGAAAGAGCCAAAGGCAUGGAGUUUAAAAGCCUCCUGCACAUCUUCUCUUUCAAAGAUACAGUCAUUCAUUCAACACAUUUCAUUGAGGUUUUUAAAGCAUGGUCAGGAGCAAAGCUGAGAAAGGUGAGGUGAUCUCUGUGGGCUAAUUUUGGGAUCUGUGCACUUUAUGUAAGAAAGUAAACCUUAUUUAAGAAUAAUCUACAAUAAAUUUAGAACAUAUGAACUGAAUGAAACUGACAGUUGUUUCUUAAUUUACAUAUAAAUCCAUAUGAUUAUACAUAAAGUUUUGAUGCAUUAAUAAAAGCAACCAAAUAGGGCCAAAGAGAAAAGUAUUUAAUAACAGGAUUUUAUACCCAGACUACAUUUACCAUUUAUUAGGCAGCAUUUCCCUCGCCUGUUAACUGCUGCCAUUUUCCCACAAGCAUUUCAGAGAUGGUCAUAGCUCAAAACUCUACCAUCAAGAAACUACGAGGCUUUAGGAUAUGGCAGAAUUGGCCUCAGUAAGCAGUUUGAAAUUGUUCUCCACCUAGAACUGGACUGUAGAUCAUCACCAGGUGGCAUUGUCUAUUUUACUUUCUGUUCCAAAUCAGCAUCCUUCUAGUUGUCUGAAAAUAUUAAAAUAUCCCUGAAACCUGGAUCAUGUAAACAGAGUUUUGAGAGUCAUGCAACUGGAAAUGUAUUACCUUUACUCAUAAAAUGGAUCCUGUAGAUUUUGAUGAGCCCCUACUAGUGGUUCUCAGCUUGGGCAGUGCUGUCAUCUGAUGGUGUUAGGAGCACUGGGGCAUAUUUUUGGUUGUCAUGGUGACUAGGACAACAUUUGGUACCUUGUGCCAGGAAUGGUAACAUCCAGCCUACCAGAGACAGUCCCCUCAGUGAAGACUCCCAUUCAGAAUACCAAUAGCAUUGUCCCUUCCCCAUUGUUAAACCUGGCAGUUUCAGAGUGUCACAUCUAAUUGUUUUUCCUCCAAACAAAAUUACCCAAGUCAAAAAAUGCAGUUUUAGAAUUACAACAACUACACAAUCUGAAUUUUGUGAGUUUGUGGCCUUAUCUUAAAUCACCAUUUGUGGAAAUGGUUUCUUUCACCUGAAGAAUGCUGGUGGAAACUUUCCGAAAUAGAUAAAUUCACCUGGGCAGGUCAUUCUCCUGUUACACCAAUUCCUCAAUUAAAAAAACAAAAAACAAACAAACAAAAAAAACCAAGAAAUAUCUUGUUGAGGUAGCUACAAGUCUGCAAAGUAGCCAGGUUAAUGAAAAAGGCCUCUUUUCCUUCCAUUUUUUUAAGCAAAAUCACAUUUUAAUAUUUUACAUAAAUAACCAACAAGAAGAUGUUGAAGGCACAUCGCUUGCUAUUUUUAAUGCUCUGGAAAUGUUGAGGGCAGGUUUUAGCCAGUGAUUUUUAAAAUGCAAUGGACUUGUCAGACUUUAACACUAGUUGAGGUAUUCAGACCUUAAUGAUCCCCAUUAAAAAUCAAGGAACUGGGGAUGGAGGAGGCUUUAGGAAAGAUCCAGAAUGACUUCUCAUAGCACUACUGUGUACAUACUUUAUUUUUCAGAGUUUUCAUUAGGGUAGUAGGAGUUUUAUGUAAGACAAUUUUAAAACUUAUGCUGAGUUAAAUAUUGAUUUUUUAAAAAUAUGUUACACUAGACUUGUUGCAGCCUUUUGAAAGUAGCAGUCUCACCAUAGUCUCACCACGUAUAUAAUAGAGCAUAAUUUUUCUAUAAUCAGGCACCUUUUGCUGCUUUUGAAUAAGACUGUUUUCCUGUUUAGAUUUUAAGCAUUGCCAGAGAGAAGAAUCUGUUCUAUUCUUUCAAUUGUAGCAUAGCCUGACUGCUCUAGAUGCAGCAUUUUUGUGAUUAAAAAAAUGAGUGUCUAUCAAGAAAUCUAGAGGACUAGCCCUGUUUCCUCAGACUCCAACUUCGCUUGCACUCAAACAAAGUGCAAACCGUUGAGGAGCUUUCUGGCAUGUGAUUAUUUACUUGAGAACUAGAGUUUCAAGCACCUACAUUAAUUAUUUUAUAUCGUGUGCAGAAUAGUAUAUCUUUUAAUGUCAGAUACGAUACACUGCACAUACUGCUUUUGUGCUCUUUUAAAUUUUUUGUACUAAAUAAUAGAAAAUAUUUAUAAUCUUUGAGUGUGAGCUUUGAAUAGAUAACAUUAUCACUUUUUUUUAACGAAAACUUUUUCUCAGUUACUCUAUUGCAAUGUUAUUCUGAGCAAGUCCUAUGCCAAGUAUCUUGUAUAAUGUUUGUAUGGAAGAUUAAAUUUUACUCUUGUGUGGUCAGACUAUUCAGUUACUGAUUUUAUAGUUGGAAUUUGAUAUUCCAGCACAAAGUCCACAAUGUAUUCAGAAAUCCAAGUUGGUGUCAUACAUUUCAUUUUGAUGUGAACUUUUCUUUGCUUUCCUUUGUUCUAAGACUCCAUUUUGCAAUAAACGUUUUGACAGUAAA
Molecule: messenger RNA, 6283 nt
Organism: Propithecus coquereli (Coquerel's sifaka)
Lineage: Eukaryota; Metazoa; Chordata; Mammalia; Primates; Indriidae
Gene: MAP3K20
Product: mitogen-activated protein kinase kinase kinase MLT
Exons: 12
Coding region: 215-1585 (456 amino acids)
Biological process (GO): protein phosphorylation
Cellular component (GO): cytoplasm
Molecular function (GO): ATP binding; protein binding; protein kinase activity
Source: RefSeq, a predicted model, not a curated record